AUGAAUCAAUUGCUUGGUAAAAAUACCAAAUCAUCGCCAUUUCCAGCUAUACCUACAAUCCGAAUACCUCAGAUCACACCGUUAUCGGAUCAAUCCGUCUGUGCAAAACUGAAGGCCCGCAAAGAGUUGGUGGCUGAGCAUGUAGAAGCAUACGACGAAGAGAAAAAUAAUUCUGCCUCAGAAAAGUUGUUGAACAGCACACAGCACAAUUUCGACGUUCUUUUCGAGGCUAUCGGUAUCGCUUAUUUAGAGGACAACCGUACACAACGCAUCAGCGGGUCCACACUGGUGCUUUCCUUACUGGUGGUAGCCGUUUCGGCAUCAACUCUACCGGAACAAGAUCGCCGCGUCAUCGGAGGUUCGCUAGCCGAAACAGGACAAUUUCCGUACGCGUUUGAUGUCGCAUUGGUUAUCCUUCCGAUCCCUGUAACCCUGAGCGUAACGAUCUUCCCAGUACGUCUGCCGAACCGUCGUCAAGUGGAAGCCACCUUUGUCGGACAGCAGGCAACAUUCAUGGGUUGGGGCAGAUUUGGCGACGGUACGACCAAUUCCGAUGUCUUGCGCUUCGGAAGAUCCCAGGUUAUCAGUAACUUGGCUUGCACUGUUAGCUUGAUAACGAACACCAUCCUGAGUGAACACAUCUGUACGGAAGGAUUCGACCUGUCCGCUGGACGCGGUUCGCCCUGCCAGGGUGAUAGCGGAGCUCCCUUGACGAUAGUCGAUGCCGAUGGAAUAACUACUCUAAUCGGUGUCUUCUCGUUCCAUUCCAUUUUGGGCUGCGAUAGCGGACGUGCCGUCGUUUUCACUCGCAUGUCUGCGUAUCUGGACUGGAUUGCUGACAAUUCCGAUGUAACCAUUCGGGAUGACUUCUAA
This is a messenger RNA of Wyeomyia smithii (pitcher-plant mosquito), 873 nucleotides long. Its product is annotated as chymotrypsin-like elastase family member 2A. Bases 1 to 873 code for a protein of 290 amino acids. The transcript has 3 exons. Gene Ontology annotation, molecular function: serine-type endopeptidase activity. The record is from RefSeq and is a predicted model, not a curated record. Gene Ontology annotation, biological process: proteolysis. NCBI's taxonomy places the organism in Eukaryota, Metazoa, Arthropoda, Insecta, Diptera, Culicidae.